AUGGAGGAAGUUACAGCCCUGGAGUCCUUACCUGAUCUCAAGAAAAGUACUGGUACUCGUACUUGUAAUUUGGGACUCGGAGCUAUCAUCUUGCAUGCACGCUGGUUCCGAAGUCGGGACACUCAGAUCGCAAAAAUUGAACUUGAUAUCUUUUGGAAGUCUCGAUGGAUUGCCUUGUCCAAGUCCCCAUAUAGUGGCGAGAGCUGGUCAGACGUUCAGGACUUUCGCAGCAUCCACAUCCACGUGCACAGCAUCCACCUUGGAGUACACAAUCUUCGACUAGUACUCGAUGCAUAUGCCAUCGCUCAUUUGAUCGCCACGUUUCAAAUCCCCGUUGAAGAGAGGCCGAACUUGAUAGCAUACGUUCUUUCCACCACCGAUAUCGCCGCUGCUGUUCCCAUGAACUAA
Penicillium verhagenii is the source of this 408-nucleotide messenger RNA. RefSeq lists its product as uncharacterized. Lineage: Eukaryota; Fungi; Ascomycota; Eurotiomycetes; Eurotiales; Aspergillaceae. The transcript has 3 exons. The coding region runs from base 1 to 408 and encodes 135 amino acids. The record is from RefSeq and is a predicted model, not a curated record.